AUGCCGCUCGAAGACUUCUCAGGCAGACUUCCCGUCACCACGACGUUUGCACUGCCGCUUACGGCCUACUACAUCUUCCUCCAAGGCCGAGUGGUAGUACAGCGAUUUACGUCCAACACUGUCAUCGGACAAGAUUCCGUCUCGCCAGCCGACAAGAAGCUCGCCCAGCGUCCCGAUCGUCUUCUUGCCGCAGUGCGAGCGCAGACCAACUACUACGAGAAUGUUCCUCUUGCUUUGAUCCUGGCGGGACUGGUGGAAAGAGAUGGCGGAGACAAGAAAGUUUUGACUUGGGUGUUGGGCGCUCUGUGUGUGGUCAGACUGCUUCACGCAGAGGCGGGAGUGAUGAGCAGCAACUACAAGGGCAAGGGAAGGCCGAUUGGGUUCCUUGGGACCAUUCUGAUCAAUGCCGGGCUGGCUGUAUGGGCAGCUUCGAGGAUGGCUGGAUACUGGACACAAUCGGAUGGAUGGUAG
Ramularia collo-cygni is the source of this 471-nucleotide messenger RNA. RefSeq lists its product as uncharacterized. The record is from RefSeq and is a predicted model, not a curated record. Bases 1 to 471 code for a protein of 156 amino acids. Gene Ontology annotation, cellular component: membrane. The transcript has 2 exons. Lineage: Eukaryota; Fungi; Ascomycota; Dothideomycetes; Mycosphaerellales; Mycosphaerellaceae.